AUGCUACCUUUUUUGUUCCCUCGUGCAAAUGCGCAAGUGUCCCCUUUGCUCUGGAAUGGCUCUUAUAUCGUACUUGCUAAUCUCUUCCAGGUACCAGGUGAUUCCUGCUGGCCUUCGAUCGAUUCAUGGAACUCCCUGAACACUACGGUCUCAGGAAAGCUCAUUCUCGACACGCCACCUGCCAUUUCCUGCUAUCCUGGCCCCUACGAGGAUGCGGAGCAAUGCGCCUAUGUUCUCUCUCAGUGGCGCAAUUCCACUUUCCAGUCACUCUCACCCGUUGGCUACGUCUACCCCACGGUCGACUCAUGUCUUCCCGUAGCGGCAGGCCAGACGCCUGGAAACUGCACCCUGGGACAAGCGCCGCUGUAUACCGUCAACGCAACGGAGGUUAAGGAAGUGGCAGCGGGUAUUUCUUUUGCAAAGAAGAAUAAUCUGCGCCUGGUUGUGAGAAACACAGGACAUGAUAUUCUGGGCAAGUAUGUGCUUUCAUGCUCCCCCGCUAGAUAUACAAGUGCUGACGGAACUAGGUCGGAAGGAUACGGUGCCCUUCAAGUCUGGAUGAAGUAUCUCAAGAAGGGUAUCACAUACCACGAGACCUACCAGCCCUCCGAUGGCUGUGCCAACACCAAGUGGAGUGGAGCUGCCUUCACCGUGGCCGGUGGCUAUGUUUGGGGAGAAGUGUACGCUGAAGUUUUCAAGCGCAACAUGACCAUUGUUGGUGGUGGGGACCCGACUGUUGGCGCCAUUGGUGGCUAUCCUCAGGGUGGCGGUCAUUCCCCUGCCAGCCGCGACUAUGGUCUCGGAGCCGACCAAAUCCUCGAAGCUCAAGUCGUCCUGGCGGAUGGCAGCAUUGCCAUUGCCAACGCUUGCCAGAACUCUGACCUCUAUUACGCCAUCCGUGGUGGCGGUGGUGGUACCUACGGUGUGGUCACCUCCAUGACCUUCAAGGCCUAUCCCACUCUGCCAGUCGUCGUCCAAUCGCUCACCAUUGCCCCCAUCAAUGGCGAUCUCGAUGCUCUCCUUGAAGCCGUCACCGAUAUCUACGGCCAGUACCCCGCUCUCUCUGACGCUGGCUACUCUGGAUACGGUACCUGGGCUGUCAAUGCCCCCAUGACCAUCUUCGGCAACCAGAACGUUGGUUAUGUGCACGCCAUCGCGACCAUGGGCAAGUCCCUGAGCGCCUCCCAAGCCGCCUUCGCCCCCCUGAUGUCCAAGCUGCAGCAAUACAACGGUACCUCUCUGUCCGUCAACGUCGAUUACUUCCAGUUCCCUACUUAUGCGGCUUACUACACCGCCAUGUCUGGCGUGCACCAACCCGCCGGAACGGCCAACUCUGCCCUGACCUCCCGCAUGUUCAGCAAGCUUUCUCUCACUGCCGACCGCGCCAGUCUCCGCAAGAUGAUCGGCGUCAUCGCCGGCUCUCCCCAGGAGUACACCAUCAAUAGCAUGGAGAUGGUUGGCGGUGGCAAGGUCCUCACCGACGGCUCCGACCCUUUUUCCAGCGUCAAUCCCGCCUGGCGUUCUACCUACAUCGUGCAGGUUGUCGCUCGCGGCUGGGCUGCGACCUCCAGCGCCGCCGUCGCUCAGUCCGUCAAGGACGACAUCACCUACGUCAAGGGAGGAGCCAUGAGAUCCCUUACCCCCUUCCUAGGAAGCUACAUGAACGAGGCUGACCGCAACGAUCCCCUCUGGGCCAGCGACUUCUUCGGCAUCAACUACAUGCGUCUUGCGCUGAUCAAGAAGAAGUACGAUCCCCAGGGAGUCUUCUACUGCCCUAAGUGUGUGGGCAGCAUGUUCUACUACCAGAAGAACCUGGAUGGACUGGACUACGGCCCGUUGUGCUCUCUCCUGUAG
Aspergillus clavatus NRRL 1 is the source of this 1854-nucleotide messenger RNA. Its product is annotated as isoamyl alcohol oxidase. The record is from RefSeq and is a predicted model, not a curated record. Gene Ontology annotation, molecular function: oxidoreductase activity; FAD binding. NCBI's taxonomy places the organism in Eukaryota, Fungi, Ascomycota, Eurotiomycetes, Eurotiales, Aspergillaceae. The transcript has 3 exons. Bases 1 to 1854 code for a protein of 617 amino acids.